Messenger RNA from Lathyrus oleraceus (garden pea), 579 nucleotides. RefSeq names its product glutathione S-transferase T3. The coding region runs from base 1 to 579 and encodes 192 amino acids. NCBI's taxonomy places the organism in Eukaryota, Viridiplantae, Streptophyta, Magnoliopsida, Fabales, Fabaceae. The transcript has 2 exons. The record is from RefSeq and is a predicted model, not a curated record.
AUGGAAUUCUCUACUCAAGUUCCACCAUUUUCUACUCAAGUCCCGCCAUUUUCUACUCAAGUUGGUACUGAAAAAGAAGAAAGGGUUGUCGUUAAAAAAAGAUCUCGAGAGCAAUUUACAAGGGAAGAGGAUAUACUACUUAUCCAGUCAUGGCUCAAUGUUUCAAAGGAUCCAAUUGUGGGAGUUGAUCAAAAGGCUGAGAGUUUUUGGUUAAGAAUUGUUGCUAGUUAUAACCAAUAUCGAAAGAAAAGUGGGACAUCCGAGACCGAUGUCAUGGCAGAUGCACAUGCUAUUUUUGCUCAGGAUCAAGGUACAACAUUCAAUCUUGAGUAUGCAUGGCGAUUGUUAAAAGAUAAAGUUAAAUGGCGCAUCGUCGAAGAAUCGAUUGGAAGUUCUGCAAAAAUAACAAAGACUUAUGCUAGUGGGGCAUCAUCGGAGAACCCAGAUACAACUUCAAGUUAUGAGUUUAACUCAUCAUCACCAAUGGAGCGUCCAAUGGGACAAAAGCAACAAAAAGGAAGGGUAAGGCAUCAGAAAUUCCAAAUGCAACGCAAGAUGCAAAGAAUAAAAGAGCAAUAA